AUGGAUGACUUUACCCCAAGUGGGGAGUGGGACAUCUUGGCUCUGCCCGGGAGACGGACUGUAAAUCCUCUGGAUCCAACCUAUGUGGACCUGACGGAUUUUCCAUCAGCACAAGAGCUCCACCAGAGAAGCCCCUCUGACUGGGCCAGUGAGGUGCGGGAGGCAGUGGAUGGUGUACGCUUUGUGGCUGAACACAUGAUGGGAGAUGACGAUGACCAGAAUGUAAUUGAAGACUGGAAAUACGUGGCCAUGGUGGUGGACCGCUUAUUCUUGUGGAUCUUUGUUAUUGUGUGUGUGGCUCAUGUGGCCGUCUCCACCGCCCCAACCAUGAAGCCGGUCACUUUUCUCUGCUCCGUAUCUCUCCUUUCAGCAGCUCUGAAACUGGGAGCCUUUGGUUCAGAUGCCGAGCACAAGCUGUUCUCUGUGAUAUUCUCCAACUACAACCAGUACAUACGACCAGUGGAGAAUGUGUCCGACCCAGUCAUAGUGCAGUUUGAACUGUCCAUGUCACAGCUGGUCAAAGUGGAUGAAGUGAAUCAGAUCAUGGAGACCAAUCUUUGGCUGAGGCAUAUCUGGAAUGACUACAAACUGAAAUGGAAUCCCAAAGAAUUUGGAGGUGUGGAAUUCAUCAGAGUUCCUUCAAGCCGCAUUUGGAAACCAGACAUCGUUCUUUAUAACAAUGCAGUGGGAGACUUCCAGGUGGAUGAUAAAACCAAAGCCCUUCUCCGCUACAACGGCGAUGUCACUUGGAUCCCGCCGGCGAUUUUCAAGAGCUCCUGUAAGAUUGACGUGACAUACUUCCCCUUCGACUACCAAAACUGCACCAUGAAGUUCGGCUCAUGGACUUACGACAAGGCCAAGAUCGACCUGGUUCUCAUCGGGUCCACCAUUAACCUCAAAGACUUCUGGGAAAGUGGCGAGUGGGUGAUCAUCGACGCUCCUGGCUACAAACACGACAUCAAGUACAACUGCUGCGAAGAAAUAUACACCGAUAUAACUUAUUCCUUGUACAUUCGACGACUUCCACUUUUCUAUACCAUCAACAUGAUCAUUCCGUGUCUUCUCAUUUCCUUCUUGACCGUGCUUGUGUUUUAUCUGCCGUCCGACUGCGGCGAGAAAGUCACUCUAUGCAUUUCUGUGCUCCUGUCGUUGACCGUCUUCCUGCUGGUUAUCACUGAAACUAUUCCUUCAACUUCUUUAGUCAUUCCUUUGAUCGGCGAAUACCUUCUCUUCACCAUGAUCUUCGUCACCCUCUCUAUCGUCAUCACGGUUUUCGUUCUAAAUGUCCAUUACCGCACGCCCAAAACGCACACCAUGCCACGCUGGGUGCGAACAGUCUUUCUGAGUUUUCUACCCAAGAUUAUGUUCAUGACCAGACCGGAAAGAGAUCCAGAUGGGGUGACUGUAUCCGGCGACAAUCUCCCGCACGCGAAGUCUUGCGCGAUUCACUCGGGUGCCGCGUUGCAGAAGAAGCACAAGCCGCAAGCUCUGGUGUGUAGCGUCGUGUCCAGUCUCGCCAACCGCCAACGACUGCUCAACAAGGAGUUAUCGCAUUCGAACAAGCUCAAUGGAAGCAAAGGUGCGGCCACUGGGGGCGUCUGCUGCGAGGAUAGGUGUAGCCCAUGUUGGCACCAGCGGUCAGGAAAACUGCCUGUGGACUCUGGAGGUGGGAGUGCAGGGAUGGGCACAUUGGGGGCGUUGAGCGGAGGGGACAGGGCUUCCAGGGGAGGGAGUCAAUGCUCCAGCUCUGAAUCUCUGGAUGGGGGGCUGAUGUCUCUGCUGCCCAUCUCUCCGGAAGUAAGAGAUGCCAUCGAGAGCGUCAAAUACAUAGCGGAGAACAUGAGGCUACAGAAUGAGGCAAAGGAGGUCCAAGAUGACUGGAAGUAUGUGGCCAUGGUCAUUGACAGGAUCUUCCUGUGGGUCUUUGUCCUGGUGUGUAUCCUGGGGACAGCUGGCCUCUUCCUGCAGCCUCUGCUGCUGGGAGACGACAUUUAA
Messenger RNA from Knipowitschia caucasica, 1995 nucleotides. The record is from the annotation of a GenBank genome assembly. Lineage: Eukaryota; Metazoa; Chordata; Actinopteri; Gobiiformes; Gobiidae.